AUAAAGUGUCAGGUAAAGACAACCGCACGAAAAAUAAAACUACUACAAGCACAAAAACACACAACUGUACAACACACAUCCAACAACAAAAAGCGGUCGAUAUCAGCCGACCGGCAAGAGUCAACCACCGCAUAAGUGAGAGAGAGCAUUUGCCGCAUGCCGCUUGACAACCGCAAUCUUUUUUAGUAUACCUACUUGAUUUCAGUCACAAUCAUUUGUCAGCGGCGAAUCCACGUUCCACGCAAGAAGACAAUUAUAUAUUAUACCUACACGUGUGCAUUUUGUUUUAAAAAUUAAAAAAACUGAGUGUACUUAACUAUUUCCAUAAUGACCGAGAACGAAGACAAAAAAACUGUAAACAUCCAAGAAAUAAUUCCUUUAGUCGAAAAAAGACCGGUUAUAUGGGAUCAUCAUUUGGAAUUAUUUAAACACAAAAAUGCAACCCUCGAAGCUUGGGAUGAAAUUUGUUCAGAAUACAACAAGGAAUAUACCACAAUGCCUGUAGCAGAGAGAAAAGCAUAUCGUACCACUGUCGUAAGAAAAUGGAGAAAUGUUAAAGAUAGUUGGAGAAAACAUUUAGUCAGAAGGAUGAGAGGAGAAACAGGACACAGGAGAUAUCUUUACGACAGAGAGUUAAUGUUCUUGAAAGAAGGAAUAAAAUUAAACAAAUAUAAGGUGCGGAAAACUCCCAAAACAAUACAAUCUGAUGAUGAAUCAACUACAAAUUCAGAGAUACAAAUUAAAGAUGAAAUUUUGAAUAUAGAUGAUAAUAUGGAGGACAACGCGUUGAAGGAAGAAAUGAUAACUAAUGAAUAUACAUAUGACUCAGACAUUCAUAGUCAAUCUGAAACUGAAAGCGUUGGAGGAAAGCUAGAGCAAAACGAAUUUCCUACCCAAAGAGAAAAUCUUGACAACAAAGCAACACCAUCUUUUACAUUCUCUCAAAGUACAAGGUCCAACCACGAUGAAUCGGAAACAUCACAUUUAAUAAGUUUUAAGGAACAAGAAGAUCGACAUGUCUCUUUUAUUAAAGGAGUUUUGCCAUCGCUGCGAAAUUUUAAUGAAAGUCAAGUUUUAACAUUUCAAAUGGGAAUAUUGCAGUUGAUUCAAAGUAUUAAAGAAAAAAGCUAAUUUUAUUUUAUGUUAAUAAAACAGUCAUGUAA
Messenger RNA from Episyrphus balteatus (marmalade hoverfly), 1163 nucleotides. RefSeq lists its product as uncharacterized. Gene Ontology annotation, molecular function: DNA binding. The record is from RefSeq and is a predicted model, not a curated record. The coding region runs from base 328 to 1131 and encodes 267 amino acids. Lineage: Eukaryota; Metazoa; Arthropoda; Insecta; Diptera; Syrphidae. The transcript has 2 exons.